Molecule: messenger RNA, 1348 nt
Organism: Erpetoichthys calabaricus (reedfish)
Lineage: Eukaryota; Metazoa; Chordata; Cladistia; Polypteriformes; Polypteridae
Gene: tpgs2
Product: tubulin polyglutamylase complex subunit 2
Exons: 7
Coding region: 115-978 (287 amino acids)
Biological process (GO): protein polyglutamylation
Source: RefSeq, a predicted model, not a curated record
AUAUCCUAGUUACGGCAAACAAACGGAAAAAUCUGUUGAAUAGAGAAUUAACCGUAUAUGCUUCUGAAGUGCAUUUAUUUAAAAAAUAAUCAUAUCUAUAUUAAUGAGUGAAAAAUGGACGAGUCGAAAGAUGAUUGCGGAACGAAGGCAUUUGUGAAAGGACUCACGUUGGGAGUGACUCGAAUACUGGAGAGUCUUCCAGGUGUUCAAGAUGUGAAAUUUGUCCCACGAGAGCCAGCAGAGAGACACAGGUUGCUGUCCUGGGAACAGAGGCAUAACUGCAUGCUACCUGAUGACCUCAAGGAUUUCUACCUCACCCUGGAUGGCUUUCAUCUUACUUGGAGUGCAAAAUUUGAAGGCAUUUCUGUCCCUGUAGGCUCAAUGGUGAUAAACAGUUUAUCUUAUCUGAAGUUUCUUAGUGAGAACACUUUAUACAGUCUGCCAAAUGCUCCCACUCUUAUGGAUCUAGAAACUGAAUCAGAUGGAGAAGGAAUGGAUAACCAUCCAGAGAAACCACAUUUUGAUUACCGAAGCCGGAUAUUUGAGCUAGAUUCCUGCAGUGGAAAUGGAAAAGUGUGCCUUGUAUAUAAGAAAACACAACCAGGGGUGUUAGCUAAGCAAUGUGAAGUGUGGUUCCUAGAUAGAGCACUUUACUGGCAUUUCCUCACUGAUUCAUUUACAGCCUAUUAUCGAAUUAUGAUUACUCACUUGGGUCUACCAGAAUGGCAGUAUAGGUUCACAAGUUAUGGACCUGGACCAAGGGCAAAGCAGUGGUCAUGUCUCUACCAACCUCUAACAUCAAGUUGUGAAUUACAGACUGGAGGAUCAGCCCUAAACCAGUUUGACCCAAAUAAAGCAUUCCGAAGCAAAACAAAGCCACAAGUGUCAAAGAAGAAGCUCCCAACUCAGCAUAGUGGAGCUACACAAAAAACGACUGUGGCAUCCACUGUGGGAAGGAUCACAGGUUCCCGAAAGUAAUGCCUUAAUGUGCUGUUUUGGAGGGGAAUUGCUGUUCCUCUUUAAUCAUUAUAAACUCCUCAUAAUACUAACUGACUAACCAUUAUUUGAAUUAAUUACAAGUACUUAAACUCCUGGACUCUUUUUUUAAAGCUUGUAAUUUAUUUUUAUGUUUAUUUGCAUAUUUAUUAAAUUCAUCAGAAAAAAAGAGAAUGCUAUAAUGUUUAUCAUCAUUAUUCCAGGCCUUUCCAUAAUAUUUUUGUAGAAUUUAUUAUUUUACAAUUUUUGAAAAGAAAUGCUGUAAGAGCACAUUUACUGCUUUUAUUUGACGCUCUCUUCUGUGCCUUGUGCAUAUAGACUACUCCCCUGUACAACAUGUCAAAAAGUUAUU